Molecule: messenger RNA, 672 nt
Organism: Dictyostelium purpureum
Lineage: Eukaryota; Evosea; Eumycetozoa; Dictyosteliales; Dictyosteliaceae
Exons: 1
Coding region: 1-672 (223 amino acids)
Cellular component (GO): mitochondrion
Source: RefSeq, a predicted model, not a curated record
AUGAUUUUUAGAAAUAGUUUAUUAAAGAAUAAUGUUAGAUAUUUUUCAACUGCAUCAGGUUCACCAGUUUUUGAAUUAAUUACAUACAAACCAACAAAUAAAACCAAUUUUAUUAAACAAUUAAAAGGAUUAAAUUCAAAAUUAUCAAGCGAUAAUGGCAAUCAAUCACCAUUAAUUAAUGUUUGGGAAACUGAUUUAGGAUCUAAAUUUAAUGAUGAAGUUAUUUGUUUUUUAAAAUUCAGCAAUAAUGAAGAAAGAUUAAAAACAAUUCAAUCAUUUGAAAAUACAUUUAAAGAUCAAAAAACAGCAAUCACUUUAGACGAGUUCCAAUGGGCUAAAUUUUCAGGUAUUUCAAAGGAUCAAUUAAAAGAAAAUAAAGUUUGGGAGUUAAGAACCUAUCAAACCAAACCAGGUAAAAUCGAUCAAUGGGAAAAAGACUUUACCAAAGGUUUCAAUGAAAGAAAAACUCUUUCAGGUCCAGUUGGUGUAUGGAAUGGUAAUUUAGAAGAUUCAAAAGCAGUAGUCCACUUAUGGCCAUAUAAAAGUUUCGAACACAGAAUGAGUGUAAGAAAUGCCGCUUUAAAAAUGCCAAUUUGGUUAGAAACUGUUAAAAAUACAACAGCAAGUUUAACAAGUAUGGAAAGUAAAGUAAUUCUUCCAAUUAACUUAUAA